Penicillium soppii is the source of this 1647-nucleotide messenger RNA. Its product is annotated as MDR family MFS transporter. Gene Ontology annotation, biological process: transmembrane transport. The transcript is spliced from 4 exons. Gene Ontology annotation, molecular function: transmembrane transporter activity. NCBI's taxonomy places the organism in Eukaryota, Fungi, Ascomycota, Eurotiomycetes, Eurotiales, Aspergillaceae. The record is from RefSeq and is a predicted model, not a curated record. The coding region runs from base 1 to 1647 and encodes 548 amino acids.
AUGAUGGAAAUUGCACCGGAGACUGCGCGUCCUGCGGUGAAAACCACGGGCGUAAUUAGCACGAACACAAGUGAAGAGCAGCCUGCAACUGGAUAUAUGCAAGGAUGGGCUCUCGCCUCUUUUACCUUGGCCCAAAUGUCCAUCUGCCUCGUGCUAGCUAUUGAUAAUACUAUUCUAGCGACGGCAAUACCCAAGAUCACCAGCGACUUCCACAGCCUUAACGACAUUGGCUGGUACGGCUCUUCCUACUUGAUCGCGCAGAUGGCACUGCUGCCGACCUGCGGCCGCCUCUACACAUUUUACAACAUCAAGUGGGUGUACUGCAUCUCGCUGGCUGUUUUUGAAAUCGGCUCCAUCGUCGCGGCAGUCGCCCCAAAUUCUAUGGCGCUUAUCAUAGGGCGGGCGGUCUCUGGCCUUGGCGCUGCUGGUUUGGUGAGCGGGACGACAACUAUUCUGUCGUAUUGCGUGACUUUGAAAAAGCAGGCGAUGCUGUCACCUAUUGUCUUGGGCAUGUACAACAUCGGAUCGGCAAUUGGACCACUCGUGGGUGGUGCGAUAACUGACAAUAAGGUGCUGACCUGGCGGUUUGUUUUCUGGAUCAAUCUCCCCUUCGGAGCUGUUGCGCUGGUUCUGGUCUGGUUCACCUUAAAAAGACCUCCACCCGCAGUAAAGGGUGACCUACCCUGGGACCAGAAGUUACGUCAACUUGACCUUCUGGGAGCUCUUCUGCUGCUCGGUGCCACGUGUUGUUUGAACUUGGCAUUACAGUGGGGUGGAAUCGUCUACCCAUGGUCUGAUUCCAAGGUAUUCGGGUGUCUGAUCGGAUUUGGUCUACUCUUGAUUAUCUUUUUAUGCUUGCAACUCCGAGGCAAAGAAAACGCGAAUAUCCCUCUUCGAAUCUUUCGAAGUCGUACCGUAUCGGCAUCAUGCGGCUUCAUGAUGCUCGUUCAGGUGGCAAUAGUUGUGCAAUCGUACUAUUGGCCCAUAUACUUCCAGUCCGUCAAGAACACCAAUGCCAGAGACUCGGGGAUCAACCUACUUCCAUUGAUCGUGUCAAACAGCCUCGGCAUGCUCUGUGCGGGGUCCAUAGCGUCGAGAUUCGGGCACUAUGUCCCGUUCAUGUGGAUUGGGCCCCUCAUUUUAGCUACCGGAGGGGGUCUAUAUCAACUAAUACGUCCCGACAGUCCCCGUGGACACUGGAUAGGGUUUCAAAUCCUAUCUGGGCUUGGCUAUGGCAGCUGUAGCCAAAUGCCAAUCCUAGCUGUGCAGGUUGUUCUCAGCAAACCGGACAUACCAACGGGCCUUGUCAUGAUCAUGUUUUUCCAGAUGCUUGGAGGGGCGUUGGCUCCUAGCGUUGGGCAGAACAUCUUCACUGAUGGGCUUUUGCAAAAUCUCAACAAGUUGCAGGGAAUAGACAGUGAAGCCAUAGUGGCGGCCGGUGCAAGUGGUUUCAGGGAGAUAGUUCCUCGAGAUCUAAUGGAUGCCGUCAUUGACGCAUUUAAUUCUGCUUUGCGGAAUGUGUUCUGGGUUGCGGUUGCUACACCUGCCAUUGCUUGGAUAACAAGCUGGGCAUUGGAAUGGCGGCAAUUGCCUGGCUCGAAGAAAAAGGUUACCCAAUAUCCGGCCGAGGAAGCCGUGGAGAAAUAG